Molecule: messenger RNA, 558 nt
Organism: Vicia faba (fava bean)
Lineage: Eukaryota; Viridiplantae; Streptophyta; Magnoliopsida; Fabales; Fabaceae
Source: the annotation of a GenBank genome assembly
AUGGACGAAAACAAACCAACACCGUCCAUUGAAGAAGACGUAACCACCGCUGAUAGCCGGAGAGUUGGAACUCGCCACCCUAUCUACCGUGGUGUCAGGAAACGGCGAUGGGGAAAAUGGGUAUCAGAAAUUCGAGAACCGAAGAAGAAAUCUCGUAUAUGGCUUGGAUCAUUCCCGGUGCCGGAAAUGGCCGCAAAGGCGUACGACGUUGCAGUAUAUUGCCUCAAAGGCCGAAAAGCGCAACUCAAUUUUCCCAACGAGGUUGAAAAUCUACCACUUCCUGCCACACCUACGGCCAGAGACAUUCAAGCGGCGGCGGCCAAGGCGGCUAGCAUGGUGAAAUCUUCAGUUGAUGAAAAGAGUUGCAUUGUGUCUGAUGGGGAUAGCGGUGGCGAUGAUUUUUGGGGGGAGAUUGAGUUGCCGGAGCUGAUGGAAAGUGAGUGUUGUUGGAAUUCUCCGAGUGGAUCGUCGUGGAAUUGCUCCGGUGACAUGACAGGGUGGCCGGAGGUUGAGGUUUUGGCACAGCAACCUUUGAUGUCUUGUUCUUUUAAUAACUAA